Messenger RNA from Rhincodon typus (whale shark), 2393 nucleotides. It is a transcript of the gene sirt2, whose product is annotated as sirtuin 2 (silent mating type information regulation 2, homolog) 2 (S. cerevisiae). The transcript has 16 exons. The record is from RefSeq and is a predicted model, not a curated record. Lineage: Eukaryota; Metazoa; Chordata; Chondrichthyes; Orectolobiformes; Rhincodontidae. Gene Ontology annotation, molecular function: histone deacetylase activity, NAD-dependent; NAD+ binding. The coding region runs from base 622 to 1680 and encodes 352 amino acids.
GCAGCAUCUGAGGAGCAGGGAAGUUGACGUUUCGGGGUCGGGACCCUUCUUCAGGAAUGGAAGCAGGUCCUGCCCUGAAAUGUCAACGUUAACGUUUUGAGAGCUUCCACAGCCUUCUGGAAGACAGAAUCCCAAAAUAUUCAUCACUGUAUGAGUGAAGAAACUCCUCUUCAUCUCACUCCUAAAUGGCUUACCCAUUAUCAUGUGGUAAUAUUCCCAGAUUUUAGAUUCAGGGGAUACGUUGUAUGCAGCCUGCCCCUGUGUAGGUUCCAAUUUAGCUGCCUCUUAUUUUUCAGAACUCUUCAGCAAUACAGAUCCAGACUCCUUAAGUGCUCCUCAUCAAACAAUCCUGCCAUCCCAGGGUUAAUCUGAGGUUCCUUGAUUGUGCUUUCUCGAUAGCAAAUAGAUCUUAAUUCAGGGGACCAAAGCUGUGCACAGUACUGUAGGUGAGGCCUCCCCAAGGCUCUAUACAACUGUUGCAAGGCUGCUUUUACUGUUGUACUCCAGUCCCUUUUGAGCUUCAGAACCGAAGACAGACGCUAACUCUGGAAGUGAGUUUUCUCCGUCUUUCAGAACUCGGAAUCUCAAGGAGAAGCGAGUGAGUCACCUGAUGUUUCUGAAAUGGAUUUUCUGAGGAACUUGUUGUCGCGUUCACUCAAUCUGCGGGAACAGCAACCCAAGAAGGUUUUGGAAGACCUUAGCAUUGAAGGAAUAGCGAAAUACAUCCUGAACAGCAAAUGUGAAAAGAUUAUAUGCAUGGUCGGAGCUGGCAUAUCAACAUCGGCAGGGAUCCCUGACUUCCGUAGCCCUGGUACGGGUCUCUACCACAACCUUCAGAAAUACCACCUGCCGUAUCCAGAGGCGAUUUUUGAAACUGAUUACUUCAAGCAACAUCCAGAACCAUUUUUUGCACUGGCAAAGGAGCUGUACCCCGGACAGUUUAAGCCCACGGUUUGCCACUAUUUCAUGCGGAUGCUAAGAGACAAGGGACUGCUGUUACGCUGUUAUACACAGAACAUUGACACCCUGGAGCGUGUAGUUGGGCUACAGGAUGAGGACUUGAUAGAGGCACACGGGACAUUCCACACCUCCCAUUGCACUAACCGCGCAUGCAACAAGCUGUACAGCUUGGAAUGGAUGAAAACACAGAUCUUCACAAAGCCAUUGCCAAAAUGUGAAGAGUGCGAUUCUGUGGUGAAACCUGAUAUUAUAUUCUUUGGUGACAGUCUCCCCCAGCGAUUCUUUCCAGCUAUGGAGUCUGAUUUUCCAAAAUGUGACCUCCUCAUCAUCAUGGGCACCUCCCUGCAGGUGCAGCCAUUUGCGUCUCUCGCCAACAGGGUGUCUGACACAACACCCAGACUUCUCAUUAACAAGGAAAUCACUCAACAGCAUGACCCGAUGAUGGCAUUACUAGGACUUGGGAGUUCCCUUGACUUUGAUUCCAGCAGAGCCUACAGGGAUGUGGCUUAUGUGGGUUCAUGUGAUGAUGGCUGUCUUGCUCUCGCUGAUCUUUUGGGUUGGAAGGAAGAGCUUGAAGAUAUUGUGAAGAAGGAACAUGCCAUGAUCGACAGUAAGACUGAGGGUGCCCAGGACACAGGCAAAGCCCCAGCCGCAGACAUGAAGAAAGAUGACCCCGAGGCAAGGGGGCAUGAGCCGGCAGCAAGACAGCAAGACAGAUAAACCAGCUGGUUAAAACGGUGCCAGUCAGUCUGAUCACCACGCAACCCAGCCGAGAGGCUGUCAGUGCAGGGGAGAUACUCUAGUAAUUUAUAUUAACUACCUUAAGAGUGACUGUACAACUAUGGGACUGAUUCUCCCUCCGCACCUAUUACACUUUCAACAUUAUAGCUUCUAACAUACAUGGUUCUUAUCACAGUGUGCUGUCACACCUCUAGAUGUCACUGGUUUUGCAUUUCCUUUUGAUUGUAGACAUCUAAUAGGGUGUGGGUUAGUCUAGCCACCAUCCUCUCGGGCAGAUGUGUCUGCCGUAAUCUGAGCAAUGGGAGGCUUUUUAUUUCUUUGCAACCCUUGUGUCUCGUUUCCCCUAAACCAAGCUGGGGCCAGAGCACACCUGCCUGAGAAUCAGCUCCACUUAAGACAGUUUAAAGACAAGGUUUUUGUUUUUGGCCAAAAGCUCUGCAUGCACGUUUCUGAGAGAGAGAGAAAAUGACUGGCAACUGGCGAUUAAUGGAGAAUUGAACUGCAUAACUAAAUGAUGGAAAAUGGCUCAGAAUCUAGAGUACUGAAGUUUCAAUUUUAAAUGCCUUAACCCUAACACCUAUAAAUUCUUCUCGUUGCAAAGAGACAGGUAAUAAUAAUUAUUGAUGUAAAUAUGUAUAAAUAAAUUACAGGAUGGCACAUUUCUCAUGCAACUGCUGCAAAUUAGAUUCACU